This is a messenger RNA of Lodderomyces beijingensis, 1011 nucleotides long. The record is from the annotation of a GenBank genome assembly. Lineage: Eukaryota; Fungi; Ascomycota; Pichiomycetes; Serinales; Debaryomycetaceae.
AUGGCCUCCACCGACUCUAGCAAGAUUGAAUUUGCAAAGCAGAAACAUGUCAAUUUCAUCAUAGAGCAAGAAUCGAACCGGUCCUACGAAUACUGGCUCUCUGAGCACCUACGAAUGAAUGGGCUCUACUGGGGUAUAACAGCACUCGUCACCAUGCAGAGCCUAAAUGACACCACACUCAAGCAAAAUAGCGUGAUUGACUUUGUUAUGAGCUGCUGGGAUGCGAGAGCAGGGGCAUUUGGCGCGUUCCCGCAACAUGACGCCCACUUGCUCUCCACCCUAUCAGCAUUGCAAAUUUUGAAAAUCUACAGUGAUGAACUAGUGCUGCUUUCCCAGGAGCAGAAAUCGCAGUUAGUCGUAUUUAUCAAGUCGCAGCAGUUGCCCAAUGGCAGUUUCCAGGGAGAUAGCUUUGGUGAAGUAGAUACCAGGUUCAUAUACACGGGAGUCUCGGCGUUGGCACUAUUAGGCGAGUUGACCCCCGAGAUAUGCUCGCUAGCAGCCGGUUUCGUAAUGAAGUGCUUCAAUUUCGACGGCGGGUUUGGUCUUGUACCAGGGUCGGAGUCGCAUGCAGCUCAAGCUUUUGUAUGCGUUGGAGCAUUGGCGAUUAUGGACAAGUUGGACGUGCUUGGUGCUGCCAACGACGUCAAGUUGGCCAGUUGGCUCAGCGAGAGGCAAGUGUUGCCCCUGGGUGGAUUCAAUGGAAGGCCGGAGAAAUUGCCCGACGUGUGUUACAGUUGGUGGGUGCUCUCGACGUUGUCUAUUUUGGAAAAGAAGCACUGGGUGGAUUUGGACAAAUUGGCGCGGUUUAUCUUGCUGUGCCAGGAUUUGGAAAAAGGUGGAAUCAGCGAUCGGCCCAAUAACCAGACUGACAUUUACCAUACUUGCUUUGGCAUAUGCGGCUUGAGUUUAAUUGAUUAUGCAAAGUAUGGUUUUGACGAAAUCGACCCCGUUUAUUGUAUGCCUACCCGCAUCACCAGGAAUUUUAAGAAAUGGAAACUUACACUGAAGUAG